Molecule: messenger RNA, 623 nt
Organism: Osmia bicornis bicornis
Lineage: Eukaryota; Metazoa; Arthropoda; Insecta; Hymenoptera; Megachilidae
Exons: 4
Coding region: 74-427 (117 amino acids)
Source: RefSeq, a predicted model, not a curated record
AGUUAGAAAAUUGUGUUUAAAUCCUUAAUACAAAUCUGGAAUAUAAAUGAACAAUUGGGCUUAAUAUUCAGCAAUGUUCAUGGGUUGGGGAGACUGGUUCACAGGCGGAGUACAAUCGGUAGAUACACAAAAUCUUCUUGAUUCUGUAAUUAUAACUAAUAAAACUAUUAUAAGAAGAAUUCGUGUACCCACUUAUGAAGUAUACAAAACUUAUUGGCGCGAUGAUCCUGAAAUACAGAAACAUUAUUGGGCAGCAUCGUUUCUUCUACCUAUUGGAACAAUCUUUGUUCUCGCAUUGGUAGUCCUUCUAAUGGUAUUAUUCAAAAGAUGUCCGCAUAUCGUUGCCGCGAUUGUCGCAUCGAUUCUUGGUGUGAUUAUCAUAUUUACAGCAUUGGUGUCGAUCAACCAUGCUCCCAUAUAUGCUUAAUAUUUUUUGUUAAUAUUACUAUUACCAAAAUUCGAUGAACACGUCUCAUCGUUUCUAGUCUGUUUAAAAUACUAUGGAUCAAGACUGAUACAAGAUUUGCUAUACCAUGAUAUACACAUAACAAUGUAUUGAAUAUUUUUAUAAUGAAUCAUUUCAACUAAAUGUAUCUUUUGUAAUAUAAAUAUUUUCCUUACUA